AUGCCGUCUAAAAGAAACGACAUCAGGAUCUCCCGUAAAUUUGUACCGAAUCCUGGAUCACUAAAAACGACAAAAAAAGACAGAUAUAUCCGGCCCAUAAGCAGUGCAAAGUCGAAAAACAUUGACAGCGAUCAGAUCCUAACCACUGAUAAGGUUCCUGUUGCUAAAGAUAACCGUAAUUCUGAGAGAAAAACAUCGAGAAACUCCGCUGCCUCCAACUUGGGCUCCAGUCUGAAGUCAAGAGUCAUGUCAGAUCCAAAGCGAAAGCCUACCGAUACAAGUGACAGCCGUCUAACAUUAUCUGAACAAAAGCGUAAACGCUCAGGGGCUGAAAACUAUAUAAACAAAAGGUUUUUGUAUGACGUUGUGGAACCUCCUAAGCGUAACCGCCAGAAAAAGUUCUUACACUUCACAGACCGGUCAACAGCUGCUCUCAUGGCUGUUUCCUCCGCCAACCUUCUUAAGAAACACAAGUCGAAACAUAGUGUUUCCUCACAAAUCCCUAGAGACCGUGAUUUGUAUCCUCAUGUUAAAAGCCGACAUGGUCGACGUCUCAAGCCAAAGCAUGAGUACAGUCCUUCUCAAUCAGCUGAUGAACAUCCUUCUUUUGAUCAACCACUCUCCACUGACAGUAGUUGGAAACCUAUCAGAAAAAACAAGGCUUUAUCACAAGCAACUAAAUCGCGACUUGAACACAAAUCAGACACGACCAACUAUAAUAAACAUGACGAUUACAAGAAAGAUUACUAUUCGUCCGACGAAGAUCAGGGAGGUAGUGAACUUGGAGGAAUUCUCUCAUCUAAGACCUAUUAUCCCGAUGCAUCGUGUAUAUCAACUUAUUCUGAAAUAUUCAGUGAACUUCAGAAACCAGAGCAACUUAUUCACAGUCGAAACCCCGAUACAAUGGAAAAUCAUGGAAGAUCGGGAUCAUCUAGAAUAAAAAAUCGUUCCAACCUUAGACGUGUACUCAGUCCAAGCUGUAACCAAAAAGAGCCUACCAAUUCAUUUUUACGGCAAACUGUGUUUCGUUCCGAUGAGAUUUCUCCUCCUAUUGAUCGACACACCACUAAUAUACUUGAUUUUUGCAUUAGUUCGAGUGUCGAUCAAUUCCCACAUUUAAGGACCAGUUUAGACAAAACAGCUAUACACGAAGAUGAUCUGGAGUCUGUAGAAUCGCGUGGACUCGUUAAUAGACGAGUUCAACAGUCUCAAGAGGAACUGGAAGAGGAUUUACUUGCUCCAGAACUCUCCAUCAUUACGGGCUCAAACACUGCUACCAGUUCUGAUGGUGUAUUAGUCUCUACAUUGACAGAUACUGGAGCAAUGUUAUCUUGUAAUUCAUCUUCAGGUAGCAGUCGACGAAAAUCUCCUGUUAGACCAAUGCAAGUGCUAAGAACAAAAACCACUCAUACUUCUACAACCGCAGCACCUAGUAAUGCAUCACCAACUAUGUUAGUUACAGGUUCUGAUAAUAGCCCGUUUGUCUUCACAUCGCCAUCGGUGGUUACAAAUACUGUAUAUAGCAGGUCGUUAUCAGACUUAGAUAUUGGCCAUGAUGGAGAUGUGUUAACAACUGGAAUAUGCUCUGUUUUGUCUGGUAACAAUUCACAAUCGCUCGGUGAAUCUAAUCAGUCCUUAGAAAACACUUAUGUUGUGAACAAUUCGGAAUUAGAAAUUCACUCAAUAAGUGAUCAUUCACAUCAAAUUUUAUCUUCUGGAUCGUCUCUAGCAUUAACAUCCAUUAGUUCUGUUAAUCAAGUUCCAGUGUGUAUUGAUAGUCCAAAUGUAUCAAAGGGAAAUACAACAGUUUCGUCAGGCUUAUUGCCAUCACUUCUUACACAGUCUACUACCCGCCCAGUUUCGGUCGUUCAACAACCCAUCAUCUCUCGUGUUUUUAUGGCGCCAAAUACAACACGUUCAAUCACAACUCCUGUGACGAAACCUGUCAUGUCAGUUCCUCAUUCUACCCUUACUUCAGUUUCUUCUCGACGACGUCCUACUAUUUUAAAGCGAACACUAGGAACAGUCAACUCAACAACCUCAAAUUCGUUGGUCACUUCACGACCGACAGUUUUCGAAACGUCCGAUAAUGAUGUUGAUUUGUCAACAUCCUCUAGUCGUAAUAUUAGUGUAUUUAGUCCUGGCAGUACUGGACAAUUACAGAAACCUGUCAGUUCAUUAACUACGGAAGAGUCUGGACCUUCUGUAAAUCUGACCAACACAUCUACUAAAUUAUUACAAUUAGUUACUUCUACUACUACAUCAACUUCAGAUCGUUUAAAUCUUAAUCAAACUGCUAGUGAUCGUUUGUUUGGUAAGCGUCUUAUUGCUCACAACAGAAACGCAUCACAUACUCCAAAUAAUGCAGUGUCAAAUACCACUCAGAAUUCAGGGACAACUCAUCACCAGAGUCCAGCUCCAACAAAUACAACAAUUAAUACUGCAACUCCUUAUCGAUAUGCUGUUGUACGAGGUUCAGCAGAUGGCAAACAAUAUGUUUUGAUUAGCAAUCCUCGUAUGGUUGAUCAGACAGUUCAUGAACAACCGGUUGUAACGUUGACUACAACUGUAAAUGAUGCACCCCUAGAACCUAUUUACGUUUCAACACCAGUUGGUGAAAAUUUCAAUUCUCAACAAAUUUUUUCUGUUGAUUCCGGUGUAUCAAGAGCUUUCAAAGUUGAAAUCAAUGGUGCUCAUUUAAUUCGAAUGAAUCCUGAAGGGCAUUCAAUAUCUGGAAAUGAUCGACAAAUUAGAACAAUUUAUACUACUCCACAAAGUGCUACAACUUUGGCAGCUACAUAA
Messenger RNA from Schistosoma rodhaini, 2802 nucleotides. The record is from the annotation of a GenBank genome assembly. Lineage: Eukaryota; Metazoa; Platyhelminthes; Trematoda; Strigeidida; Schistosomatidae.